GCUCUAUGGUGCCUCUUUCCUGUCUCUAUGGUACGGCCCGGUCGGCUCUCUAGGCCUCCUCUAUCUCUAUGGUGACGGUGGCCGAGGUGGUCGGCAAUAUCUGAAUAGAGUGGCGGGAGCCGCUCCACUUCCUCAGCAGUUUUCUGGGAGCUGCUCCUGGGCGCUGCGCAAAGUAUAUCCUCUGUUAGAAGCAAGAUUGGAGGCGCGGGACACCUCUUCUCUGACUGAGGAAGCGGAGCCUCUGUUUGGGUUGGCGAAACUGAUCCCGGUGACCAUGGUAAUUUCCCCCAAAGUUACAGAUAGUUAAGUGGCAGAGGUGGGGUUUCAAUCCCUACUUCGGCGAGUUCAGCGUCCAGGCCUCUUCCACUCGGCUCAGCGCAGGUUGAAAUCGCGGGCCUCGUCAGCCUGGACGGGGAGUUUUGUUGUCGCAUCUCUUCAGGAGCAUCCCUCGGGGCCGAAUGCACCGUGGACCAUGCCCCUCCUAACCCAGCGGAUCACAGACGAGAAUGAUUACUGCUUAGUGGCCAGCCUUGACAACGUCAGGAACCUCUCCACUAUCUUGAAGGCUAUUCAUUUCCGAGAACAUGCCACGUGUUUCGCUACUAAAAAUGGAAUCAAGGUUACAGUGGAAAACGCAAAAUGUGUACAAGCAAAUGCUUUUAUUCAGGCUGGAAUAUUUCAAGAGUUUAGAGUUCAAGAAGAGUCUGUUACUUUUCGAAUUAAUUUAACUGUCCUUUUAGACUGUUUGUCUAUUUUUGGAUCAAGUCCUAUGCCAGGGACUUUUACUGCACUUCGGAUGUGUUACCAAGGUUAUGGUUACCCUCUGAUGCUGUUUCUGGAAGAAGGAGGCGUGGUGACAGUGUGUAAAAUCAAUACUCAAGAGCCUGAGGAGACUCUGGAUUUUGAUUUCUGCAGCACCAAUGUCAUUAAUAAAAUUAUUCUGCAGUCAGAGGGGCUCCGUGAAGCAUUUUCUGAGUUGGAUAUGACGAGUGAGGUCCUGCAGAUCACCAUGUCUCCAGAUAAACCUUAUUUCAGGUUAUCUACUUUUGGGAAUGCAGGAAGCUCCCACCUUGACUAUCCCAAAGAUUCUGAUUUGAUGGACUCAUUUCACUGCAGUCAGACCCAGGUCAACAGAUACAAGAUUUCUUUACUGAAACCCUCUACAAAGGCAUUAGUCCUGUCUUGUAAGGUAUCUAUUCGAACAGAUAACCGAGGAUUCCUCUCAUUACAGUAUAUGAUUAGAAAUGAAGAUGGACAGAUAUGCUUUGUGGAAUAUUACUGCUGUCCUGAUGAAGAAGUUCCUGACUCUUAGUCUUCAGUAUGGCGGUUCGUGCACUGUUUAUGUACACAUAAUGGUUCAUGCAUCGUUCAUGUACACGUGACAGUUCACGCACUGUUUAUGUGGACAUGCGUAGUAGGUCAUGUUCUCAUGUUGAGGGCAGUGCCCUUCAUGACUUCCUGUUAAGGUUUUCUAAGGGGAAGAAGCAGCACAGUCCCUGUCCCCUGAUAGUUGCUGUAGGUUUUGUCAGUAAUGUUGUCACAUAGUCAUAGAUUAUCCAGUACUGGACUAGUCUGUGGUUCUGUCUUUUGAACUCGUGGAAGUUGUUAUAAGUCAAGGUGCAUAAGUUUUAUGUGUUAUUCUACUUAAGUAGGACAUUCUAAGAGUAUAAAAAUUUGAAGUUUGGUGAAGCCAUAUCAGAAAUGUUCUUUUAUUUAUUUACUAUUAGAAAAAGCAAUAGCAUAUGGGCAUCACUUCCAAGCUGGAAUUCUGGAGACUCUUGUCAUAAAGCAGUGGUUCUCAGAGUGUCAUGCCUAGACCACCUGGUAACUUGUCAGGAACUCUGGGGGCGGGGCAAGCAAUAUGUAGUUUAAACAGCUUCCCCCCUCUUCGCCCUCCCCACCCCCCUGAGAUUCUGAUCCUUGCUAAAGUUUGAGAACCACUGUUUUAAAGGAUAUUUUUUUAAAAUAGCAUUUUAAUUGCAUUGAAGUGACUGCUUUUACAGGUGAUGUCUUUGCAAGUGUUCAGAAGUUUAGGUGUCACCAAACAAGUCUGAAUAAUUAUAUGAUUUAUUUACAUUUUGAAGGCAUCUAUAAACAUGAUAUGAAAGUCUUCAGAAUUACAGAUUUUCAUCGUGUUCUGAAAACCAUUCAUUGUAGUAAGUACUUAUUAGAUACCUUCUAUUUGCCUAUAAGAGUUCCUCAACCAGGGCUUCCCACGUGGCUCAGUGGUAAAGAAUCCACCUGCCAAUGCAGGAGACACAGGUUCCAUCCCUGAUCCUGGAAGACCCCACAUUCUGUGGAGCAACUAUGCCCGUGUACCACAACUGCUGAGCCUGUACUCUAGAGCUUAGGAGCCGCAGCUACUGAGCUCAAGUGCCCUAGAGCCUGUGCUCUGCAACUAGACAAAAGCUUGCACACGACGAAGACCUAGUACAACCAAAAAUAAUUUUUUUUUUUUUAAAGUUUCUCAACCAAACCAAGGCAUGUCUCAGUGGGCGGGCACGUAGGUGCUGCUCCCAGAUACCUGUUCGACUCGUGCAAUGCUGGGUAUCUAGCCCAGGGUGAAUGCCCGAUAACUAGUUAAAUCUCCCAGGCAAUCUCGGGAUGCCCAGCUGGUACAAAAGUCGUUGGAGUUUUAUAAAGUUAUAGUAUGUGUUCAAGAAGGAAAUGAUUGAAUCUACCAAAUGUCCAGAUUUUUUUUUUGUCUCGAUAAGCAUUAAGAACAAAACACAUCUAAAACAUAAUUAUGAAAAUACUUAUUCAGUAAACAUUUCAAGGACUACAAUUUUCCUUUAAAUUUAAAAUUGGACAGUUAUUUGGUUUUUUUCCAUUGGCAUGUCUAGUAUCUAAAAUAGUGCCAGGAUAGAGUAAAUAUUCGUCAGAUAAAAGGACCUCCACUUUCAGAUUAUUAGUCACUAUGAAAGUUGAACCUAUGAUUAAAUAUUUUUGCACAUCUAAGACUACUAUUUCAGCUGAACGUAUCUUGAAUUACUUAGAAUUCAGAAGCUAAUAAAUUUAGUUCUUUCUCAGUCACCGUAAAUCAAGAUAUGAUUUAAUAAAGAAUUUUCUAGUUAUGUGUGUGCUGUUUGACUCCCUAAUUUGCGAGCUUAACUUUGUUCAAGUUCCUAUGAGAGACCACUGGGGGGAGCGCUUCCUUGGGCAACGCAGAUGCUUUGGUGACUAUAAACUGAAUUCAUGUGUCACAAAAAGACUAAGAUUUAGCUCUGCGUUUCUGAAGUUUACCUCAUAUUCUUUCUAAUAAAAUUGUACUUACAGUAGCUAUUUUUUUCUACUUUAAAUUAGUUUAUUCCCUACUUAUGAUGUGCUUCCACCUAGAACUGAUGAAAUGAUUCAAAACAAAAAUGUUAAAUUUUACUGUUGUAAUAAAAAUAAGUCUUGUAAUACA
Dama dama (fallow deer) is the source of this 3406-nucleotide messenger RNA. It is a transcript of the gene RAD1, whose product is annotated as RAD1 checkpoint DNA exonuclease. The transcript has 7 exons. Gene Ontology annotation, cellular component: nucleus; checkpoint clamp complex. Bases 473 to 1312 code for a protein of 279 amino acids. Gene Ontology annotation, molecular function: 3'-5' exonuclease activity. Gene Ontology annotation, biological process: DNA repair; DNA damage checkpoint signaling. NCBI's taxonomy places the organism in Eukaryota, Metazoa, Chordata, Mammalia, Artiodactyla, Cervidae. The record is from RefSeq and is a predicted model, not a curated record.